AUGUCUUCGAAAGUACAGUCACGUGACCCCGAGCUUUCCGUUCUCUCGACUGACGAGUGUUUCUUCAACGAUGAAGACUGCUCUUCACCCAGCGAAGAGUGCAACUUGUGUGCAAAAUUCUGCGAAGAAAAACGACGUCGGGAAGAACGCCUUUCAGAGCUCACGGCACCUGGCGGCUCGGCAGGCGAGCUUUUCUUCCGUGCCUCUGGAGACAAGAUGUUGGCUACUCUGUUCGGCAGUGUCUGUACGGUUGAGAUCUUCAUCGACCAAGAGGGUCGCAAAACGACGUACCUCUCCAGAGACAAGAAGGGCGAGAGAGUCCCCAUUUUCUCCGAUGGCGAAGAUGUGACUGGGUGCGCCAUCCUGAACUUGAAACCUGGAAAGCGACUCGACCACAAUGGCAUCAAGGUGGAACUGAUCGGCCAAAUUGACACGCUGUACGACCGCAGCAACUCGUACGACUUCUUCUCGAUUUCCAAGGAUUUGGAGCCUCCAGGCGUCUUGGUCGAGAGUAAAAAGUACAAGUAUCGCUUCAAUGCCGUCGAUAAACCCAACGAGACGUACUCCGGCAUCCAUGUGCGGCUGCGCUACUUCAUUCGCCUCACCAUUAUGCGGAACUACGGCAGCAGCAUUGUCAAGGAGCAAGACUUCGUCGUUCAGAACAUCGGCAUCCCUCCGGAAGUGAACAACACAAUCAAAAUGGAGGUGGGCAUUGAAGACUGUCUCCACAUCGAGUUCGAGUACGACAAAAGCAAGUAUCAUUUGCGAGACGUGGUUGUCGGAAAAGUCUACUUCGUGCUUGUCCGCAUCAAAAUCAAAGACAUGCAGAUCGACAUCAUCCGCACCGAGACCGCCGGCACAGGCUCUAGCGCAGUAACUGAUUCCGAGACUCUGACGAAAUUCGAGAUCAUGGACGGCGCGCCGAUUCGCUCGGAGUGCAUUCCAGUGCGCGUGUACUUGAGUGGCUUUGACUUCACGCCCACGUACAAGAAUGUCCAGAACAAAUUCUCUGUUCGGUAUUUUCUGAACUUGGUUCUGAUCGACGAAGAAGACCGACGGUAUUUCAAGAAGCAGGAAAUCACAAUGUGGAGGAAGAAGAUCGGGUAG
Molecule: messenger RNA, 1107 nt
Organism: Toxoplasma gondii ME49
Lineage: Eukaryota; Apicomplexa; Conoidasida; Eucoccidiorida; Sarcocystidae
Product: vacuolar protein sorting-associated protein 26, putative
Exons: 11
Coding region: 1-1107 (368 amino acids)
Biological process (GO): retrograde transport, endosome to Golgi; intracellular protein transport
Cellular component (GO): endosome; retromer complex
Source: RefSeq, a predicted model, not a curated record